ACUAUUUUGCUCCGCCCAUUUAAUCUCAACUAAAAAUGGCUACCACAACAAGUGGUACUAGUCUUCCAGGAAAGCCUGACCCCAUGAAAAGGAAGGAGAUAUACAGGUACACUGCCCCAUGGGUUGUAUAUGGUAUGAACUGGAGUUUCAAACCAGACAAGAGAUUCAGACUGGCCAUUGGUAGCUUCAUUGAAGACUAUUGUAACAAGGUUCAGAUAGUACAAUUGAAUGAAGAGACUGGUAAUUUCAGCCAUACAGCAACUUUUGAUCAUCCUUACCCUACAACUAAGAUAAUGUGGAUACCUGACAUGGUUGGUCAGUUACCUGAUCUUGUUGCUACUUCUGGUGAUUAUCUUCGUCUAUGGAGGAUCAAUGGAUCUGAUGUUAGACAAGAAUGUAUGCUAAAUAAUAGUAAGAAUUCAGAGUUUUGUGCUCCUUUGACAUCAUUUGAUUGGAAUGAAACUGAUCCUAAUAUACUGGGAGCAUCUAGUAUUGAUACUACCUGUACUAUAUGGGGACUAGAGGUUAGUACUUAAUUGUGUGUACUAAUAAAGUGUAAUGGCAUGAAAACCAAGGCAGUGGUAAUGAUUAUGUGAGUUUGUGUAACUAAC
This is a messenger RNA of Amphimedon queenslandica, 611 nucleotides long. RefSeq names its product DDB1- and CUL4-associated factor 7-like. Lineage: Eukaryota; Metazoa; Porifera; Demospongiae; Haplosclerida; Niphatidae. The record is from RefSeq and is a predicted model, not a curated record. Bases 36 to 536 code for a protein of 166 amino acids. The transcript has 4 exons. Gene Ontology annotation, molecular function: protein binding.